AUGGGCAACAGCGGCAACCAAAAGACGUUCCCUCCUCCCUGUGUUAUGGGCACUGAGGAAAUCAUGUCCAAGAAAGCACAUGGAACUUCCGCCGUUCCUAUUCAAGAGAACCUCCGUUGGGGAUGUGACAAGGAAACUGCCAGUCGAAUCUGCAACUACAACAGGCACUAUGCGGAGCACAGUGGAUAUUUCGAGAAGAAGCCCCUCUUUUUGGAGGAAUGCAAGACUGCCAACGGUGGUGAAAUCAACUUUUACGACUCCAACACAGGCAAGGUCCUCUUUUCGGCUCCUCGAGGACGUACCAUGGACGAAUUCUUGGUGGAAAGCCGUGCCCAUGGAUGGCCCAGCUUUCGUGAUGCCGAGGUCAACUGGGAAUCGGUCCGUUGUCUCCCGGAUGGUGAAACUGUCAGUGUCGAUGGAACACAUUUGGGACACAAUUUGCCGGAUCGUUCUGGUUCCAGAUACUGCAUCAACCUCGUUUCCGUUGCUGGAAACCCUGUGAAUUGA
Seminavis robusta is the source of this 507-nucleotide messenger RNA. The record is from the annotation of a GenBank genome assembly. Lineage: Eukaryota; Bacillariophyta; Bacillariophyceae; Naviculales; Naviculaceae.